Molecule: messenger RNA, 3819 nt
Organism: Cicer arietinum (chickpea)
Lineage: Eukaryota; Viridiplantae; Streptophyta; Magnoliopsida; Fabales; Fabaceae
Product: protease Do-like 7
Biological process (GO): proteolysis
Molecular function (GO): serine-type endopeptidase activity; protein binding
Source: RefSeq, a predicted model, not a curated record
UUGUACAAAGAAAAAUAGUACUCAUCUCAUUACCGUGGACUUUUAUUAAACACACUUCACACUUCUCACUUGAGUUUAGUCUUGUCGUCACUUUUCACUUCGAUUCUCCUAUAUCAUCAUCAUCAUCAUCAUCAUCGAUCUGAGUCAUUGAGCUUAAUUCUUUAACAAAGUAAGACCAUUCAAUGGGAGAUCCAUCGGAGAGAUUGGGAUCGGAAGGUUUGGACUCCGGCGUCUCUGCUAAAUUCGAUGACUUGUGCAUGGAAAUUGAUCCGCCGUUUCAGGGAAACGCUGCAACUGCUGAGGAUUGGCGGAAGUCUCUCAAUAAAGUCGUCCCCGCCGUUGUCGUUCUAAGAACAACCGCUACUCGAGCUUUCGAUACGGAGUCUGCUUUCGCCAGUUCCGCUACUGGUUUCGUCGUUGAUAAGCGCCGUGGUAUUAUUCUCACCAAUCGCCAUGUCGUCAAGCCUGGACCUGUUGUUGCAGAAGCUAUGUUUUUGAACCGCGAAGAGGUUUCGGUGCAUCCUAUAUACAGAGAUCCAGUACAUGAUUUUGGGUUCUUUCGGUAUGAUCCUAGUGCUAUACAAUUUUUAAACUAUGAAGAGAUACCUCUUGCCCCUGAGGCUGCUUAUGUUGGAUUGGAAAUCAGAGUUGUUGGUAAUGACAGUGGUGAGAAGGUUUCCAUUUUGGCUGGUACUAUUGCUCGUUUGGAUAGAGAUGCUCCAGUGUAUAAGAAGGAUGGCUAUAACGACUUCAACACAUUCUAUAUGCAAGCAGCAUCUGGGACCAAAGGAGGAUCCAGUGGUUCCCCAGUUAUAGAUUGGGAAGGCAAGGCAGUGGCUCUGAAUGCUGGGAGCAAGUCUUCAAGUGCAUCGGCAUUCUUUCUACCUCUAGAACGAGUUGUAAGGGCAUUAAGGUUUCUUCAAACGGGGAGUGAAACUUAUGUUGAUAAAUGGAAGGCAGUUUCUAUACCUCGUGGUACACUUCAGGUGACUUUUCUCCAUAAAGGGUUUGAUGAGACUCGUCGGCUUGGCCUCAGAAGUGAGACAGAGCAGAUAGUACGACAUGCUUCUCCUGCCAGUGAAACUGGAAUGCUUGUUGUGGAAUCUGUGGUGCCAGGUGGCCCAGGCUAUAAACAUUUGGAACCGGGUGAUGUACUUGUUCGUGUCAAUGGUGAAGUCAUUACUCAAUUCCUUAAACUGGAGACUAUACUUGAUGACAGUAUAAACUCAAAUAUUGAAUUACAAAUUGAAAGGAGUGGUACAUCAAAGAGUUUAACUCUAUUGGUACAAGAUUUGCACUCAAUAACUCCCGAUUAUUUCUUGCAAGUCAGUGGAGCAGUAAUACACCCUCUUUCAUAUCAGCAGGCUAGAAACUUCCGAUUCCAUUGUGGUCUUGUCUAUGUGGCAGAUCCAGGAUAUAUGCUCUUUAAAGCAGGAGUUCCUCGCCAUGCAAUAAUUAAGAAAUUUGCUGGUGAAGAAAUAUCUUGCCUCGACGAAUUUAUAUCAGUUCUAUCUAAGUUAUCAAGAGGUGCUCGAGUACCAUUAGAGUAUAUAAGCUAUGUGGAUCGUCAUCGCAGGAAGUCAGUGCUGGUGACGGUUGAUCGCCAUGAAUGGUAUGCACCUCCCCAGAUAUACACUCGAGACAAUAGUACUGGCCUCUGGAUAGCUAAGCCUGCUUUUCAGCCUGACUCCCUUUUUCUAUCAUCUGGGGCUAAAGAUGCUGGAAAUCUGGCCAGUCGCACAACGUCAUUGAGUGAUGAGCAUGUUUGUGGGGGCCACGUGAGUGAAGGAAACAAUCAGGAGUUGGUCGAUGGUGUCACUAGCAUGGAAACUAAUUAUGAGGACUCUUCAGAGUGUAUAUCUCACAACAAUGGAUCUGACGGGGUUGUCAAAAAACGGAGAGUAGAUGAUUUAUCAACUGAUGAAAGUGUAGCUGAUUUGUCCUUAAAUGAAUCCCAGGAAACUAAGCUAGAAAAAUCUGGUGCUAUCCAGGAUGAUGGGUUUAUGGACUAUCAAGGUGCAACUGCUGCCACAGCAAAUGCGUCAUUCACUGAACGGGUGAUUGAGUCUACUCUUGUAAUGUUUGAGGUUCAUGUUCCUCCAUCUUGUAUGCUUGAUGGUGUUCAUUCACAGCAAUUUUUAGGAACUGGUGUCAUAAUAUAUCACUCUCAAGAUAUGGGAUUAGUUGCAGUUGACAGGAAUACUGUUGCAGUAUCUUCCUCUGAUGUGCUGCUAUCUUUUGCUGCUUUCCCAAUUGAAAUUCCUGGAGAGGUGGUAUUUCUCCAUCCUGUUCACAAUUAUGCUCUCGUAUCAUAUGACCCCUCUGCUUUGGGACCUGUUGGUGCUUCAGUGGUUCGUGCUGCGGAGUUACUUCCAGAGCCAGCAUUAAGCAGAGGGGAUUCUGUUUACCUUGUGGGCUUAAGUAGAAGCCUUCAAGCAACUUCUAGGAAAUCAGUUGUUACCAAUCCUUCUGCUGCUUUAAAUAUAGGAUCUGCAGAAAAUCCACGUUACAGGGCGACCAAUAUGGAAGUUAUUGAGCUUGAUACGGAUUUUGGUGGUUCAUUUUCGGGUGUGCUAACAGAUGAACAAGGAAGGGUCAAAGCUUUAUGGGGAAGCUUCUCUACUCAGAAGAAGAAAAAGAGAAGAAAGGUGAAAACUGGGAAAAGACGCAACGAGACAAUAUUUACUCGUACUCCAAAAGGCUACCAGAUGCUGAAAUUUGGUAGCACAUCAGAAGAUCAUCAAUUUGUGAGGGGCAUUCCAAUUUAUGCAAUAAGCCAGGUCCUGGACAAGAUCAUAUCUGGUGCAAAUGGGCCACCUCUUCUCAUAAAUGGUGUCAAAAGGCCUAUGCCACUUCUGAGAAUUUUAGAAGUUGAACUUUAUCCAACAUUACUUUCAAAGGCUCGCAGUUUUGGACUAAGUGAUGCUUGGAUUCAGGCGCUUGUUAAGAAAGACCCCAUAAGACGACAGGUUUUACGUGUUAAAGGUUGUUUGGCUGGAUCAAAGGCUGAAAAUCUUUUGGAGCAAGGGGACAUGGUUUUAGCAAUCAAUAAAGAACCAGUCACACGCUUCCAUGACAUUGAAAAUGCUUGCCAAGCUUUAGAUAAAUCUAAUACCAAUGAUGGCAAGCUUCAGAUGACUAUUUUUCGGCAGGGACGAGAGAUUGAACUUCUUGUGGGAACAGAUGUUAGGGAUGGAAAUGGCACAACUCGUAUAGUUAAUUGGUGUGGUUGUAUAGUUCAAGAUCCACAUCCAGCAGUACGUGCUCUUGGAUUUCUUCCUCAAGAAGGUCACGGUGUAUAUAUGGCAAGAUGGUGUAAUGGGAGUCCAGUACAUAGAUAUGGUAUGUAUGCUCUUCAAUGGAUAGUUGAAAUUAAUGGAAAGCCAACUCCUGAUCUAGAUUCUUUUGUAAAUGUGACAAAGGAACUAGAACAUAGAGAAUUUGUUAGAGUAAAGACAAUUUAUCUCAAUGGUAAACCACGAGUCCUAACGUUGAAACAAGAUUUGCAUUAUUGGCCUACAUGGGAAUUGAGGUUCAAUCCAGACACCGCAAUUUGGCAUCGUAGUGUAAUCAAGGCAUUGAAUUGCAGUUAAUAUGAAUGAGUAUAAUAAAAAUAUUGUAUUAUUAAUAAACAUCUCUAUAAUCAUUAUUAUUUAUACACAUCCUAUAUACUAUGCAUACCAAAUAAAAAAAACAUAUACAAAUAAUCUUUAAAAUUCAAAUAUUUGAUUUGUGAUUUGUUGUAUAAUUAUCCUAUUAAUCCAAAUAUUUGUAUCAUAUUACAUUUGUCAUGAUUAUUAAAUAUUUGUUUUCAUCUAA